GUCAGGAGACACAGUUUGGAAUGCACAAAGUAAAGAGUAAAGACCACUGACAUAUAAAUCACAGCUUCUUUAAAAAGAAAAAAAAUCUUUAAAAAGUGGCAAUUAUGAUGAACACUGAAGACCAGGAAAAUGAGAUGUACAAUGGAUCAGAGUUUCAAGAUAAUGUGGAUGUUCAUCCUCUAUAUGUAAAGAUUUCCAGGUUUACUGUCAGAAAUGAACUGAGCUCUAGGUCUUAUCGACUGCCAGCAAUGCUUCUGGGGGCCCUAUGUGCUGUAUUUCUUUUUGUUGUAAUUGGACUGGGUUUUCGCAUUAACAGAGUGAAUGACAAACAUGGCAUCCUGUCUCUGAACUCAUCAAUUAUCAGCUCUCAGCUCGCUCAGCUACAGUCAGACCACAGAAACCUGACUGAGUCCAAUAAUGCACUUCAAAAGAAACAUGAUGAAGAUGUGAAAAAGAUCACAUCCCUGGAGAUAAAUUUGAAUGACCUAAAGUCACAAAAACAAAAAUUAGAGGAAGACAAAAGAAAACUGCAAUCUCAAAUUUCAAAUCUUGAAGAUAAUUGUGGCAGGUGCUUGCCUAACUGGGUACUGAUGAACAGCACAUGUUUUUACUUUGCUGUGUCUGUGAGGACAGGCAAAACCUGGGAUGCAAGCAGGGAUGACUGCAAGCAAAAAGGAGCUGACUUAGUCGUCAUAGAUUCAAAGGAGAAACAGGAGUUUAUAUCAGAGCGUUUACAUCAGUACCAAAUACGAUUUAGUUAUAGAAAUGGAUUUUGGAUCGGACUGAAAGAUGACCAUACAGAAGGGAUCUGGAAAUGGCUGAAUGAGACCACACUGACGGAAGGCUACUGGAUGGAUGGGGAGCCAAAUGAUGACAAGGCUUUAGAGGACUGUGCAGUUGUGUAUUCCACCACAAAUCCAAUGAAGACCUGGAAUGAUCUACCAUGUUCACUCCCACAAAAAUGGAUCUGUGAGAUGGAAAUAGAUAAAACACUCUAGAAUCAUGUUUUUGUUCUAUAGUGACAGUUAUAAUUCAUCAAAGAUAAAUCAACAAAAUAGCAUCAACAAUGAAUAAUCAAUACAACAAUAUAUAAUUUAACAAUAUUCAGAUCUAUUUUAAAAUAAGCACUUCCUUUUUUUUCACUAACUCCAUAAUUCUCUCAGAUUCUCUAUCUAAUCUGUUAAAAAAAAUGUGGAUGUUAUAUAUGUUGUACCUUGGAUGUAUGUUCCACAGGAAGCAUUAUUAUCUGACUUUAUUCUGUAUAUUGCAUAUCCUCAUAAUGACAAUAAAGAAGUGUACUUUACUAUUUUUAAGGAAGAAAAUCAAAUUGUAAUGAUUAAAAUGACUG
This is a messenger RNA of Tachysurus vachellii, 1348 nucleotides long. RefSeq names its product CD209 antigen-like protein C. NCBI's taxonomy places the organism in Eukaryota, Metazoa, Chordata, Actinopteri, Siluriformes, Bagridae. The transcript has 6 exons. The record is from RefSeq and is a predicted model, not a curated record. Gene Ontology annotation, molecular function: D-mannose binding; fucose binding. The coding region runs from base 105 to 998 and encodes 297 amino acids. Gene Ontology annotation, cellular component: external side of plasma membrane. Gene Ontology annotation, biological process: biological process involved in interspecies interaction between organisms.